Messenger RNA from Nicotiana tabacum (common tobacco), 1408 nucleotides. Lineage: Eukaryota; Viridiplantae; Streptophyta; Magnoliopsida; Solanales; Solanaceae. The record is from RefSeq and is a predicted model, not a curated record.
AUUUCAAUUGGUUUCAACAAUUUUUGAUUCAAAGUAGCAGCUGCCUUUUCUUGGGACAAUUGAGCAGCAUACGUAUGUUGUAUGUUAUUAGUUUGGUCACUCUUUACAGCUGUUGGAGGUGGUUCGCCCACAGCUAAAUGUGUGGGAGAUAGAUGCACGUUCAUAGCUUCUUAGCUGCCCAUUGUUGUCGGCAAAGAGAAAUCGAGAACUGAAGCUUUUGCGCUACAGUACCUAUUACGUUUAUCUUCAAAUCUGUAGUAGAGGCUAUGGAUUUGAGGAUGAAAACGAUUGGGGAUUGUGCACAAUGAGAAGACGCUUCUUUUGAGACCAAUUUGGUGAAUUUCCACUGCCGGAAUAUGGAGUUAUUGCCGGUCAACUGUUGCGUCGCUACUGUUCAUCGCAACUAGAGAGAGAAAAACUUAAUAUGUGAAUCGACUAUAUUUGAAUGCAUUGGUUGACUUGAUUUUCCAAUCUCAGGAAAAUGUCAUCGAAAGGUGUCAAAAGAAAACGAUCAGGUGCUGAUGAAGAUAUAAUUAGCAACUUGCCACGAAAUUUGAUAGCUUGCAUCCUAGGGAAAAUGCCUAUACGUGAAGCUGUAAGAACCAGCGUUUUUUCUAAAAAGUGGAGAUAUUACUACUUAAACAUUCCACAGUUAGUAUUUGAUGACCAGUUUUGCAAAGAACUUGAUGACUUCUCUGUGAAUAAAGGAGCCAAUAUUUAUGCUCUCAAGUUCUAUCAAUUUGAUGAAAUUAUCACCAAAUCUCUUAUGCUUCAUCCUGGUGGAUUAGAGAGAUUUAAAGUAUGCAUUCCUUUUAAUCCUUCACCUGUGGUUCCUUAUGUGAACAAAUGGAUACUAUGUUUAUCUUUCAGAAAAAUCAAGGAAUUAACCUUAAUUUACAAGAAGGUUUAUACGGAUCAUCAUCAUAAGUUGCCUCCUUCGUUCUUCUCUUGUCUGCACUUGACAUCGUUGAAGCUUAUUAAUUUUGUUCGUUCGCCGCCACUAGAGUUUAAAGGCUUCCCUAAUCUCCGCCAUUUAAUACUUUCUGGGGUCGACUUUACAAACAACUGUUUUGAGAGUUUUAUUUCCAGCUGCCCCAUACUUAAAAGGCUAUUCUUGGGUGGUUGCUCUGGCAUUCAUCAUUUUAAUAUCAGUGGUUCUAAACUUCAGAGGUUGUUCACCAAGGCUGAUGAUAAUUUCAAAUCAAUCUCCUUAGAGAAGGCUCCUAACUUGUCUGAAGUUUAUGUAUCUCUGGGGGGAGUUGUAAAAGGUCCAGAAGAAAAUGGUGUCUUUGAUUUGGUAUCGUUUAUCGGUAGCUUGCCUGAAGUCAAAGUACUUAGUGUUGAUAGCAAAUUUCUGCAGGUUAGUGCUAACCGAAAUUUCUGUUUCAAGUAUUCUUGUUUUGUUUAA